AACCAUAACAGCAAAAAUGGCAGCUUCCCUUUGUUUUGGACCCUUCAGACUCCAUCUCAUGCUUUUGCUUUUCGCCAUCUUCAACACCAUGUUACUUGCAACUGACCCUCCUUUAACGUUGGACUACUAUGCAUCCAAAUGUCCCACCUUGUUCAAGAUUGUAAAGAAAGAAAUGGAGUGUGAAGUUCUCUCAGAUCCUCGUAAUGCCGCCCUGAUAGUCCGGUUACACUUCCAUGACUGUUUUGUUCAGGGAUGUGAUGGUUCAGUUCUGCUAGACGAUACGAUCUCACUAAAAGGAGAGAAGAAGGCUUCCACCAACAUAAACUCGUUGAAAGGUUUCAGGAUUAUUGACAGGAUAAAGAACAAGCUUGAAUCAGAGUGUCCCGGAAUUGUCUCUUGCGCCGAUAUCCUCACUAUUGCAGCAAGAGAUGCUGUGAUUCUGGUUGGCGGACCUUAUUGGGAUGUUCCUCUGGGAAGAAAGGACUCUAUAACUGCUAGUCCUGAACUUGCAGAAACCAACCUUCCUACUGCAGAUGAAGGCCUUCUGUCUAUCAUCUCCAAGUUCCAGUACCAAGGCCUUUCAGUCACAGACGUGGUAGCUCUUUCAGGAGCUCACACAAUUGGCAUGGCACGGUGCGCGAAUGUUCGAUCAAGGAUCUAUGGUGACUAUGAAUCAACUUCAGGAAUCGACCCUCUUUCAGAGUCAUACCUCAGCAGCUUGAAGUUAACUUGCCCUAUAGGUGGAGAUGAAAAUAACAUAACAGCAAUGGACUAUGUCACUCCUGAACUAUUUGACAAUUCUUUCUAUCAUAUACUAUUGAAAGGGCAGGGACUACUCAACUCGGACCAGGAACUGUAUUCUAGCUUGUUGGGGAUCGAAACCAAGAAACUUGUUCAUAAAUAUGCAGAAGACGCCGUCGCUUUCUUCCAGCAAUUCUCAUAUUCAAUGGUGAAACUGGGGAACAUUACUAACGAGGACAGCUUCACCACCGGAGAGGUUAGGAAAAAUUGCAGAUUUGUGAACACAUGAGCUUCUGCAAUUAGUCCCCAAGAAAACAGUUCAUUUUACAAAAACCAUAUUUGUUGUGCAACUUAUACCAAGAAGUGAUCAGAAAUUGUUACGUGUGAUUUUAGUUUUCACAUUCAACUUAUGAGGCAUAUUUACGUUUUAU
Fragaria vesca subsp. vesca is the source of this 1172-nucleotide messenger RNA. Its product is annotated as peroxidase 11-like. Gene Ontology annotation, biological process: response to oxidative stress; hydrogen peroxide catabolic process. The record is from RefSeq and is a predicted model, not a curated record. The transcript is spliced from 4 exons. The coding region runs from base 17 to 1030 and encodes 337 amino acids. Gene Ontology annotation, molecular function: heme binding; peroxidase activity. NCBI's taxonomy places the organism in Eukaryota, Viridiplantae, Streptophyta, Magnoliopsida, Rosales, Rosaceae.